CGGCAGGCGAUUUUCUCGCUCACUUCGAUUCUCAAUUGCCCUGGUUCGAAAAAUGAAAACUACUUUUUUGUCUGUCUUGGCUCUGUGCCUCAUUGGCGCAUCUGCAGCACCUGGACUCCAGGGACGGAGUCGUGGAUUCGAUGAUGGAGAGCCCAUCAGUCCAGAUGGAAAGGGUGGCCCUUUUUCAGGCGGCACCAACCAUCAGCUGGACUUGCAAAAUCCCAAUAAUCUGGGUGAGCAGUCCACGGACAACGGCGUUGUCCCAAACCUCAAAUGGAGCUUCUCCGACUCUAGAACGCGUAUCUUGAAAGGCGGUUGGGUUCGAGAGCAAGUUGUCACCGAUCUUCCCUCAAGUCAAGAUGUUGCUGGUGCUCAAUUUCAUCUGGAGAAGGGAGCUAUUCGAGAGCUACACUGGCAUCGAGUGGCCGAAUGGGGCUUCGUCUAUGCUGGCCACGUAACUGUGUCGGCCGUCAACGAGAAUGGCGGGUACGAGGUUGCAGAACUCGGCUACGGCGAUAUAUGGUAUUUCCCUAAGGGAGUUGCACACUCAGUACAGGGCCUUGAUGAUGAGAAUGAAUUCCUCCUAGUUUUCGAUGACGGCGAUUUUGAUAAGAUUGGCACCACUUUCCACGUCGACGACUGGAUCGCUCAUACCCCUCGCUCAGUUCUAGCAAAGAACUUUGGCGUUGAUGAGUCUGUCUUCGACUCCAUCCCUGCCGCUGACCCUUACAUUAUCAACGGGACGAUUAGCACACAUAACGUCACAGGAGCCUCUCCACCGCUCUCUGGCGAUAGCUCCUUCGUCUAUCGAACAUUGCAGCACUCUCCUGAGAAGAUCGGUGGGAGCGGCGGCGAGCUUCACAAGAUCGAUUCGACAAACUUCCCAAUUAGCAAGACGAUCGCUGCAGCAUUGAUAACGUUAAAACCUGGCGCUUUAAGAGAGUUGCACUGGCAUCCAAACGCCGCGGAAUGGCUCUACUUCCACAAAGGCACCGCUCAAGCCACCGUCUUCAUCGGCAAUGCCGCCGCCCGCACCUUCAACUUUCGCGCCGGUGACACGGCAGCAUUCCCCGACAACUCGGGACACUACAUCGAAAACACUUCAGAUACGGAGGACCUCGUCUGGAUCGAGAUAUACAAAUCGGAUCGCGUGGCCGAUAUUUCACUUACACAAUGGCUCGCGCUGACCCCACCAGACAUUGUUGCGCAGACGUUGAAGGUCCCCUUGGAGUUUGUGGAGAAGUUGAAAAAAGAGAAGCAAGUAUUGAUUCAAUAAAUAAAUAUCACAGUGUCUAUAAAUCUAUGACGUUAAGAGACAUUUUAUCAAGAAAAAGACAUUAUAUUCAAAUCGUGUGCAGAUUCAUUCGUUAAAAACAUAAAGGCUAAUUUCUCUUUAAUUCAAUAUAUACAUAUUGCGUCAGGC
This is a messenger RNA of Trichoderma asperellum CBS 433.97, 1423 nucleotides long. RefSeq lists its product as uncharacterized. The record is from RefSeq and is a predicted model, not a curated record. Gene Ontology annotation, biological process: oxalate metabolic process. Gene Ontology annotation, cellular component: outer membrane-bounded periplasmic space. Lineage: Eukaryota; Fungi; Ascomycota; Sordariomycetes; Hypocreales; Hypocreaceae.